Colletotrichum costaricense is the source of this 918-nucleotide messenger RNA. RefSeq names its product fructosyl amino acid oxidase. Gene Ontology annotation, molecular function: saccharopine oxidase activity; sarcosine oxidase activity; flavin adenine dinucleotide binding. The transcript has 3 exons. Lineage: Eukaryota; Fungi; Ascomycota; Sordariomycetes; Glomerellales; Glomerellaceae. The coding region runs from base 1 to 918 and encodes 305 amino acids. The record is from RefSeq and is a predicted model, not a curated record.
AUGGCUGAGCCAACGAUUCUCAUCAUAGGUGGUGGGACAUUCGGCACUUCCACGGCCUAUCACCUCUCUCGAACCUACACAGACCCCAGUCGCGUGACUGUAGUCGACCGGUGGGCACCGUCUGGCUCUGAAGCAAACGAGGCCGCCGCAAUAGACGUUAAUCGAAUUAUCCAAACAAAUUACGUGAGACCCCUUUAUUGCAACCUUGCUAGCGAAGCUAUCCAUCCGUGGUUUUGGGAUCUCAAUCUCGGCCACUUCUUUCACAAAACCGGGUGCGUGACAGUCGAUGAAGAGAAUAAUCAAUUUUCCGAAGCCGUGCGAAAGACACUCAAGCAAAGAGGAUCUGACUAUACCACCGAUGCCGAUGUUGAAGAUAUCGGAAAGCGAUGGAAGCCUCUCAAGGGACUAGAGACAAGUGGGCUGGGAACGGCAUUCUUCAAUCCAGAAGCUGGAUGGUGCGACGCAGCACUGGCAACCCAAAGUUUAAUGACCGCGGCGAAACGAAACGGAGACGAUGUGCCACAGAAGUUGAAAGAUGAAAGUCAGAAGCUCUUGAACACCAUGAUGCCUGACUUUGCGCAAGAAAAGAGCCCAGAUCGAUGGCGAAUAUGCUGGGAUGCAAAAACUCCUACAGAAGACUGGUUGCUCUGCCGGCAUCCGAAUCCAAAGCUUGAAAACCUCUUUCUGGCCGUCGGAGGUAACUUUGACACAUAUAAGUUCCUCCCGGUUGCUGGCAAAUACAUGUGUCAGAUCUUGCAAGGGAAGAACAACGGCGGGGAAAAGGACGCCGCCUGGGGCUGGAAAGACGAAGCCACCUUAAUGAACGCCGAGAAGAAGGAACUAGGUCCUAAGUCAAGUACUCUGUCAUUACCCGAGUUUCGAUCGUUUGAAGAAGGAAACCGGUCAUCCAAACUUUAG